This is a messenger RNA of Nerophis ophidion (straightnose pipefish), 2185 nucleotides long. It is a transcript of the gene odad4, whose product is annotated as outer dynein arm docking complex subunit 4. Lineage: Eukaryota; Metazoa; Chordata; Actinopteri; Syngnathiformes; Syngnathidae. Bases 531 to 1973 code for a protein of 480 amino acids. Gene Ontology annotation, molecular function: protein binding. The record is from RefSeq and is a predicted model, not a curated record. The transcript is spliced from 11 exons. Gene Ontology annotation, cellular component: cytoplasm.
AAUUUUAAAAAAAGGGCCAAAUACCUUUUUUUUCCUACGAUUUUAGUGGCAAAUAUCUGCAUCGUACUAUUUAGAUGAACAAAUUAUCAUAUAGGCAAACGACUGCAACUAGUAUUUAUACAUCAUGUUUAAAUGAUAUAAAUACUAUACAAUAAUUAGUUCAUUUAAACCUGCGCGUUCCUCUCCCUGCAAUAGCGUAUCCAUCCAUCCAUUUUCUACCGCUUAUUCCCUUUGGGGUCGCUGGUGCCUAUCUCAGCUACAAUCGGGCGGAAGGCGGCGUACACCCUGGACAAGUCGACAUCUAAUUGCAGGGCCAAUACAAAUAGACAGAUCAACAUUCACAUUUGUUAAAAACAGCUAUUAUAGAGUCCCUCACUUGCUAUACCGCCUAUUGAACACAGGGGGGUGCUGUUGUCCCUGUUUGUUGGUGUGGUUGCCAGGUUACCGACCCAGAGGAGCGCCUCUCCAGCUCCACUCUGUUCCCGUUCACUUUUUAAAAUCAAUUUAAAGCCACAUUACCUGCGGAAAAAAUGUCUGAAAGUAGUUCUGAGUACAAAACCCAGAAGCCAAAGGGUGUUUUCUCCACUUUAGUGGCGGAUGGGGACUGGUUGCUGCUCAAGGGAGAGUGUGAGAAGGCUGUAGACAGCUACACCACGGCUCUCACUCUGAAGCCCGAUGACAAGAACUGCUUUGUGGGUCGCUCUAAGUGUUACCUGAAGAUGGGUCAGUAUGACAAAGCCCUGAAGGACGCCGAGGCGUCACUGCAGGAAGACAAGGCCUUUUUUGAGGGUUUGUACCAGAAGGCUGAAGCGUUAUACUGCAUGGGAGAGUUUGAGUACGCUCUGGUCUUUUACCACCGAGGACUGAAGCUGCGUCCCCAAUUCCAAGAGUUCCAAGUCGGUGUCCAGAAGGCCCAGGAGGCCAUAGAGAACUCAGUCAGUGUCCCUGUCCACGUCAUCAAACACAAGAUUAUUCAUGGAGACUCCUCAAAGAUCCAAAAAGAUGUAAAGAAUACAACAACAGCAAAGCAACCUCAGACCUCCAAGACGAAAAAAGCAACAAAAAACUACCUGGGAGAGUUUUAUGAGGACAGGAAAUAUCUGGAAAAGCUGCUGAAAGAUGAAGACUUGGUGAAGGGGAGGACGAGGAGAGGAGAACAUCUGCAGGACGUCAUCCAGAGCUGCCUUACCUACCUGGACGACUGCGCUGAGUUCUGGAACCAGCAGAAGCCCAGACCUUCUCCAGCCAAAGACCAAAGGCCAAAGCGGGACAAGUCUCGUCCUCGCGUCUCCUCCUCGCAACCGACAGACUUCCUGCUGAAGUGCAUGGAGGACAUAAACGCAGAUCUGACAUCGGGGAAGACCAGAAGGGCUCUUAAGAAGGCUCGGGAGGUCCUGCGGACGGUGCAGGGAUGGUCGGAGAAGGACGUGCCGGACAGAGACGAGCUUCUGGGAAGCCUGCACAGCUGCAUGGGGAAUGCUCUGAUGGACCUGGGGGAGACAGACAAAGCCCUGGACCACCACCAGAAAGACUUGGACUUGGCUGGAAAGUGCAACCUUCCUCAUGCAAGGUCCAGAGCUCUGGAAAACUUGGGCUCCGUCCACGCCGCCAUGGGGAACUUCACGCAGGCCAUCCAGUGCUGGGGGAAGAAGAUUCCGUUGGUCCAAGGCGAUGUGGAGAAGGCGUGGCUGUUCCACGAGAUCGGUCGCUGUCACCUGGAGCUGGAAGACCACGAGGAGGCCCGAGACUUUGGCCUGCGUUCGGCUGCUGCGGCCCAGGAAAGCGGCGAUGAAAAAUGGCAGCUCAACGCUCAUGUUUUGGUGGCACAAUCAGAAGGCAAACUUGGGAACUUUGAGUCGUGCGUGUUACACUACGAGCGAGCUCUGACGCACGCCAAGCUGCAAGAAAACGAGGAUGCCGCAGCCGCCAUUCAAAAGGCUAUUGAUGGAACGAAGCAGCACCUGUCAAGAUAAGGAUAUCUUCUGAAUGAUACAUAGACUGAUAGAGUUCUGAUGCUCAUGAUAUUUGUGAGUGAAGUUAUUAAUAGGGGAACAUUACUUACAAUUUACAACACCUUCCCAUAUUUUCCGUAGAAAUGUAUGGAUGAAAAUUUACAGAAUGUGCUUUGUUGUUGUGAAUUUUGCAUUUCGAGCUGUCUGUAAAAAUAAAAAGAUAUGUUAAUUAA